UCCUCAUUAGUCACUACAGCUGCACCAAACACACACUGAGGCUGGAGUCGGUUCAACUCACUGCGCUAUGGAACAAGACACCUUCAUUUUCUCAAUGACACGAGCAGGACGACAACGUAUGAACUUUAUUAACAUCUCGUUGUGUGAUAUUAUGACAAGAGAGUAACUGAACAAACAGGAGAAGGACUUAAACAGUCUCAGAGAACCGCCAGAGAACGCACGAGAGGUUUCCACGCUCUUCAGUUGUACUGGCUCAAAGGAUGUUCAUCUUCACGCUCUGCCUGUUCUUAUGGUCCUGGCUGUCAUCCAUUCACGGUCUGGAGUUUCGCUAUCAUAACAGCAGGGAAAUGGAGCAGUACUUGAAAGACAUUAGCAGGAAGUUUCCUGAUAUCACACAUCUACACAGUAUUGGCCAGUCCGUUGAAGGAAGAGAACUCUGGGUAUUAAUACUGGGUCAACAUCCCAGAGAACACACAACGGGCAUCCCGGAAUUCAAAUACGUGGGCAACAUGCACGGAAACGAGGCUGUGGGCCGAGUGUUACUGCUUCAGUUGAUCGAUUAUCUGACCAGUCGUUAUCUGAAUGAUCCGCUGGUGACACAUUUGUUGAACAGCAGUCGUGUGCACAUCCUGCCGUCCAUGAACCCGGACGGCUUUGAGUCCUCUGCCCGGGAAUGCACGUAUACAAUAGGCCGGUAUAAUAAGAACGGAGUGGACCUGAAUCGCAAUUUUCCGGAUGUGUUUGAGAGUAAUACAGAUCAGCAAAGGGAGAAGGAGGUCAGGGCUGUGAUGGACUGGCUGAAGAAGGAAAGUUUUGUCCUCUCGGCCAAUCUCCACGGAGGAGCAGUGGUGGCCAGCUAUCCCUACGACAACAGCAAUGGAGGAAGCGAGCUGCAAGGAGGCCUCAGCAUCUCCCCCGACGACGACGUGUUUGUCCACCUGGCAAAGACCUACUCUUACAGCCACAGUGAGAUGCACAACGGAAACAGCUGUUACGACUCGCAGGGCUUCACCCACGGCAUCACUAACGGAUAUUACUGGUAUCCUCUACCAGGGGGAAUGCAAGACUAUAACUAUGUGUGGGCGCAAUGUUUAGAGCUCACACUGGAAAUUUCUUGCUGCAAGUAUCCUCCAGAGGCACACCUUCCCGACCUAUGGGCGGCCAACAAACCCGCACUACUGGCUUACAUGCAGCAAGUACACCUAGGGGUGAAAGGAGUAGUGAUGGACUCAUACGGGAAGCCUGUCCAAAACGCCUUAGUGGAGGUAGAGGGGAGAAGAAACCUUUGUCCCUUCAGGACGGAUCGUAAUGGGGAAUACUACAGACUGCUGCUGCCCGGAAACUACACCAUCAAAGUAAGAUCAGGUCACAUACCCGGACACAAGACUCUCACCCAGACAGUUCAAGUGCCAUAUGGUCCAGACACAUUCUCUGCACUCACACACAACUUCCUCCUGCAAAACAGUGACUACAGCUCAACAGCAACGCAACUACCCCAGUCCUGCACCACCUUGAAUCUGGGAAUCCAGGAGAGCGACAGUGCCACCCUGCUGCCCAGUGUGUUCACUACGCUUACCUUAUUCCUCCUCCAAAGACUGCUGAUGCUGUCCUGAGGGAGCAAAGACUCUUAAACAUUAAGGACAAACUUAUUUUUGCUUUUAUUGCACAUUUUCCUACCUUUUGUACAAAAUCGUGACAACAUAUCUACAAUUAUCAAAACUGUCAACACCCAUGGAGCAUGUCAACAAUAUCCGCAACCCACUGUAGUCAUUAUUUCACUUUUUAGUGCCAAGUUACAAAUCCUUGACCAAAAACAUCAACUGCUUUACUUUUUCAAACUAGCCUUGUUUAACUUAAUGCCGUCUCUUUUGAAAUAUGCUUUUCAAUAGUAGAAGAUACUAUUAUACUGAUGAAUGAAGAGUACACAAGUUGAAGCCUGUGUAUGAACAAAUAUACAAAAUGUCCUUGGCGGACAACAUUUCUAGUCUUGACUGUAGCAGUUUGGAGUUAGCGUUUAAAGAUUUGCAGAUACUGUGUCAAGCUCAUUACCUUAACCUCAUUUCUACAUUGACAGUCUCAUUGCAGCUGUGUAACAUGUGACAAAAAAGCCAAAUGAAACCCAGUGCUCUUUCUACCUCACACGGUCUCACAUUAAAGACUGACAGUGCCUUCAAUAAACAUGUCAAACGCAGGAUCUGCUGUCUCCUUUUUC
Onychostoma macrolepis is the source of this 2212-nucleotide messenger RNA. It is a transcript of the gene cpm, whose product is annotated as carboxypeptidase M. The transcript is spliced from 9 exons. The record is from RefSeq and is a predicted model, not a curated record. NCBI's taxonomy places the organism in Eukaryota, Metazoa, Chordata, Actinopteri, Cypriniformes, Cyprinidae. Gene Ontology annotation, cellular component: cell surface. Gene Ontology annotation, molecular function: metallocarboxypeptidase activity; zinc ion binding. The coding region runs from base 261 to 1613 and encodes 450 amino acids. Gene Ontology annotation, biological process: proteolysis.